Molecule: messenger RNA, 2325 nt
Organism: Bombus pyrosoma
Lineage: Eukaryota; Metazoa; Arthropoda; Insecta; Hymenoptera; Apidae
Product: zwei Ig domain protein zig-8-like
Exons: 7
Coding region: 232-1227 (331 amino acids)
Biological process (GO): synapse organization
Cellular component (GO): neuron projection membrane
Source: RefSeq, a predicted model, not a curated record
CGAGCAGUCAGUCGCCAGCCGACCGAGCUGCACGAGUUGUGAGUUAUGUUGUCGUGUUUUGUCGCAGGAGAUAUCGUCCUCGUAAUACCGUGACGGCUUUUGAAACCGCGAACUGUGCAUCGUUGUCGAGACAGCAGAACGGCUGGGAUUGGGUUUCCGUCGGUGGCCCGGUAAAAUCAACAGACGCCGCGAAAUAUCAGAAGCUUCGGGGGAUGCGAAAACCGGAGGACGAUGUCGAUGAGACCGGCCUGGGGGCCCAAGUUGUUUCUCGUGCUGGUGACGACCACGAUCGUUAUCGGCAAUUAUCAGCGACAUCGCGAGAGGACUCAUUUGCGCGAGCAGCUCGUUAACAGCCACAAAGUCACCAGGAACGUCACUCGAUUACAAGAGGAAAUAAUUGCUAAUCUGCCACCCCUUCGAAUUCCUCGAUUGAGGCAUCAUCGAGUGACAGAUUGGGAUCCGUACUUCGAAAAUGCAGAAGGCCAGGGAAUCAAUGGAUCGCAGAACGUAGCGUUGCAUCUUGGUGCGACUGCUCUCCUCGAUUGUCGCGUCGCAAUGCUCUCUGGCAAAAAGGUCAUGUGGUUACGCCGCAACGCCGACUGGGCAUCCCUUUUAACUCUGGGUAAUACCACUCACAUUUCCGAUCCCAGGUACAGCGUUAGCUUCCAAUAUCCAAACAACUGGAGGCUGGCAAUCGCCGGGGUACGCAGAGAGGAUCGUGGACUGUACGUCUGUCAAGUGAACACGCAUCCUCCGAGAAUGCUCGUCACUAACGUCACUGUUCUCGCUCCAGACAUCAGGAUUCUGGACGAAGCUAGACACGAACUACGUGAUCGUUACUACAAAACCGGAAGCGGUAUCGAGCUAGCUUGCGUUGCUCGACCUUCUUGUCCCGACUCCAGGAUACCGCACCCUGUCUGGAGGAAAAAUGGUGAAACGUUGCCGGAUCAUGUCAACGUUUAUCACAUUAAUGGGUCGAACGAAGAUCUGGUGACCAAGCUAUAUAUCGAGCAGGCGAAAAAGACUGACAGCGGCGAAUACUCAUGCUCAGUGAGCCAAUUUAGUACCGCCGCGGUGCAUAUUCACGUCCUGAAUGGUGAGAAACAAGCAGCAGUUCACCACGAUCAAUGGAACGCAGCGCGAACGAAUCACGAAAAAUUGAAAAGUCUGUACGUCACAAUCGCCAGCCUUGUUUUUCUCCGUACUUGGAUGAUCAACUCGCCAUAAAGUUCAUCGAAACAUUUUGAGGUUAUGAUUGCGCAUUAUCUCGCAUCGCUCUCUCUCGUGCAUAUCCGCCAGAAAGCGUUUCUAGCAACGGAUCAGUAUUACGAUGGAAGAAAACUGCCGAAUAAAUUGUACGCAAUAAUUUAGUGUGCAUUGUAUACAAUAUCGCAAAACCACCUACGAACGACAUUGUGAAUACUAACUUAUAUCAUUGCAAUCUGACAACAAAGUAUAUCUCGUGGAAAUUUUGUUUUACGAAGCCGACCGAACCUAAAAAAAUGCAUGUUACUAUUCGACCAUAUCGAUUUAACGCAACAGACGUGUGAGUUUUGUAAUGUUUCGAUAGAUUGUAACAGAGAAUAGAACAUGAUAAGAUGUGAUUCACCUAAAACAAAUUACGCCUUUGUCUUUCACGAGGUUUGGCUUAUAUUGAAAUAUAUCGAUUAGUUAAUUUAAUAUCUUCUUGUUAUCCUAUUUUAAUUAACUUACAAAUUAUUACAAAUCGUCGGAAAUUUUCUAAUGCUUGUUCGUUUCUACAAGAACUGUUCUUGAUAAAUGGUUAAUGUUACAUAUAAGUGUGUUAGUGUUAAAGCGAAUGAAAGGUUGCGUUGUGCGUUUGUUACACGAUUUAGGCUAUACGAUAUUCAUUUUUCUUUUUAGUGUAAUCGCCAUCAAAAUCUAUUUUAGAUCGUCAAAUAUUUGGAAUGUUAUUCGGUAUUCCUGACCGUAUCCAUCUUUAAUCAUAUAGUAAUUGUAUCAGUGAAUGAAUAAUUAAGUUGAAACUGUAAUAGCAACCGUAACAUGCAUUUAUUAGGGAAAACAUAAAUGUUCUCGACGAACAACUGCGAAUACUAGUAGUUUAAAGAUAAGGAAUAGUAAUAAACGUUCUAUUCUUCUCCUCUCGAUGGCCUGUACAUAAAAUACCUUAAAUAUUGUAUAGUCAAGGAAACAUUAUGCUCGAUUGGUCGAUCUAUUGCGACUUGACAUAAUUUUACAGGUGUGCAAAUUGCUUGCUCUUUAAUGUGUGUAUAAUUGCCCGACUUAAAUCGACCAGUUUAGCUACGCGCAUAUGUUCUCAGAUAAUAAACUAUCAUUAACUAA